Molecule: messenger RNA, 3002 nt
Organism: Copidosoma floridanum
Lineage: Eukaryota; Metazoa; Arthropoda; Insecta; Hymenoptera; Encyrtidae
Gene: Hdc
Product: histidine decarboxylase
Biological process (GO): L-histidine catabolic process; histamine biosynthetic process
Cellular component (GO): cytoplasm
Molecular function (GO): histidine decarboxylase activity; pyridoxal phosphate binding
Source: RefSeq, a predicted model, not a curated record
UUCGUUCGGCGACGCAUCCACCGAUCAGAUUGGCGUGCCCGCGACUUCCGACCUCUUCCCUCGCAUCUUUUUUGAUUCGAUUUUUCUCUUUUUUUUUUUCGGCUCUCUGAGCAAAAAUUUGGGCCCCAUGCGCGUCAAACGCUGCGAUCGAAAUUUCGAGAUUUGGGUCCUAUAACCAGACUUCGAGUUAUCUGCCGGUCGUGACAACAGACCGCAGAAAAGUGUCUUAAAAAAAAAAAAAAAAAAAAAAUUUUGUUGUGUUCCCGUGUCGCACGUUUAAAGAAUUUUUAUCUGCCUAGAUACUGCUGAGCCUAGAAUUCCGUGUUUGUUGCAGGCAAAAUGAAUCUUGACGAGUAUCGGCAGCAUGGCAAAGAAAUGGUGGACUACAUAGCUGAUUAUUUGGAAAACAUCCGGGAUAGGCGCGUGUAUCCAGCAGUGUCGCCAGGAUACUUGAGGAACAUCAUACCAUCAUCGGCGCCGAUCGAGGGCGAGCCUUGGAACGAUAUCUUUGACGACAUUGAGAAGUGCAUAAUGCCAGGAGUCACCCACUGGCAGAGUCCUCACAUGCACGCUUACUUCCCAGCUCUUAAUUCACCGGCCAGUCUCUUAGCCGAUAUGUUGGCUGAUGCAAUCAAUUGUUUAGGUUUCACCUGGGCUUCGAGUCCAGUGUGUACUGAAUUAGAAGCGAUUGUGAUGAAUUGGCUAGGAAAAAUGAUUGGGCUUCCAGAAGAUUUCCUUCACCAACUUGGUGGUUCAGGAGGUGGUGUCAUCCAAACAACAGCUAGCGAGGCAACUUUAGUCUGUCUUUUAGCAGCUAGAACGAGGGCUAUUCGAGAUGUACAGGAAACGAAACCAGAUUUGCUUCCCGCUGAAAUUAAUUCUAGACUUGUUGCUUACUGUUCAGAUCAGGCUCACUCUAGUGUGGAAAAAGCUGGACUUAUCGGAUUAGUACGAAUGAGGUAUAUCGAGUCCGAUGAUAAUCUGAGCAUGAGAGGUGAAAAGCUAGUCGAGGCUUUGAAAUAUGACAGGAACGAAGGCCUUGUACCUUUUUUUGUUUGUGCAACAUUGGGAACAACUGGAGCUUGUUCCUUUGACAAUUUGCAAGAAAUAGGUCCCAUAUGUGAACAAAAUGGUCUUUGGUUGCACAUCGAUGCUGCCUACGCUGGUAGCGCAUUUGUUUGUCCAGAGUUUCGUGGCUGGAUGCAAGGUAUAGAUCACGCCGAUUCAUUUGCUUUUAAUCCAAGUAAAUGGCUCAUGGUUCACUUCGAUUGCACAGCCAUGUGGGUGAAAAAUAGUCAAUCUUUGCAUAGGACUUUUAACGUAGAUCCAAUUUAUCUCAAACAUGAAAAUACAGGUCUCUCAAUUGAUUACAUGCAUUGGCAAAUACCACUGUCAAAAAAAUUUAGAGCAUUAAAGUUAUGGUUUGUAAUUCGGAAUUUCGGAGUCUCUGGACUGCAAAAACACAUACGUGAGGGUGUGAGAUUGGCCAAGAAAUUUGAAGCAUUGGUAUUGGCUGAUUCGCGUUUUGAGAUUCCAGCACCAAGAUACUUGGGAAUGGUUGUGUUUCGUUUGUGUGGUGAAAAUUCACUGACAGAGCAGCUCUUAAAAAAAAUGAAUAGCAGAGGUCGUGUGCACUGCGUACCAGCUGCACUGCAUGGGAAAUACGUCAUUAGAUUUACGAUAACAUCAACUAACACUACUAAUGACGAUAUACUGCGAGAUUGGGCUGAAAUUAAAAGUACAGCAACCGAAGUUUUAGGAUUAAGCGUUAAUUCUCUAUCAAGGGCAAAAGUUCCACUAGCAGAAACUCGCGAGAGAAACGAAAAUUUCGGCUCGAGCCUCCUGCUGGCCAAUUCUCCGAUGUCACCAAAGAUAGUGAACGGCAGUUUUGCUGCCAUAUACGAUGCGGCCGACGUCUUCAACGAGUGCAUGAAGACUUUUGGCCAGCUUCGUCUGGAGGCUCGGGACAGUCCAGCUAUGCGUCGACGUAUUCGAGGGAUUCUCAUGUCGGGAAAACAAUUUUCGCUUGAUUCUCGAAUGGAUUUAGUUCAGGUGAGUUGUUUCCAGGGCUAUGCCUCUUGUGCGCGCCCAUUGUCGGAGCCGUAUGCUAAUCUACUGCAAGUAAAGGAAGAUGAAGACUUUGCCGGUAAAAGUGAUUCCUCUCUGAGCAUUGACAAGUCAGAAUCUACAAUUGAAGAUUCUUGCACGAGUCUCACGAAUCACUGUGAUUCUCAAGACAGCGACGAAAAAGAUUCAAACGGCUCGUUUGACAAAAAUCACCUUUUCAAAGAUGACGGCUUCUUGGCUGAUUGCCGGAUUGCUAAAGGAAUAUCCAAAAGCGAAACCAUUGGAGCUAUUAACAGUUGUUUAAACGCCAUUGCUGACGAUACUGUCUCGUCACAGUUUAAUGAUGAAAGUCAAAAGGAAACUAUGCAACUUUGUCGGAAGUGUGGCCACUACAUCAAGCAGCAAUAAUAUAUUUAAUUUACGCGAUGCAUCCGACAAUUUAAAGAUGAUUUUAGUUGAAAAAUAUUAUUGAAGAACUUUAAAUAAAUAUAAUUGUUGUAAAUUAUCAUCAGUUAUAUUCAAAUAGAAUAAUGGAUUAUGAAAAAUACUGUGGACAAUAUAUGUUUGAAAUUAUUUUUAUAGUUGUUGUCUGCUUUUGUUGAAAAAGCAUAAAUUACUAAUCCAUCUUUGAAAAGUAAGCGUCGAAAUGUAUUACUUUAUCAACUUAAAAAGUUGGCCUUGAAAAGAACAAUUUAAAAUCAAAUUUGUUUCGUGUACAUAAAUUUUAAGACUAAUUCGAAUGGCUAUUAUUAGCUUCAGGAUAGAAAAUAUUGUCUCAAAUUUUUAGUCAAUUGUAGGUUCGCAGGUUGGCUUCAUAUUAUAAAUGUUAACUGUAUGUUCACGUAACAAUUGAUCCGAAGUACUCUUCUUGCUACUUCAAAAAUGUUAAUAAGUAUAAAGAUGUGUAAAAUAAAUUAUAGUGUGUGAGAAACAUA